Messenger RNA from Perkinsus marinus ATCC 50983, 1482 nucleotides. Its product is annotated as Cylicin-1, putative. Lineage: Eukaryota; Perkinsozoa; Perkinsida; Perkinsidae. The record is from RefSeq and is a predicted model, not a curated record. The transcript has 16 exons. Bases 1 to 1482 code for a protein of 493 amino acids.
AUGACUUCAGCGGUCCCUCCUACUGGUACUACUACUACAGCAGCAGUUCCAGAGGUCCGAUGGAUAGUGGACACUGAUGCAACCAAUGGAGGAGUCGAUGUCGACGUUGCCAAAUUCCCACCUAAUUUCGGUACUAAAUCGGAUCGUUCCAACGUGGCAGAGGGCGGUAGUGGAUUCAGUAACGUCAGCGAUGAUGCAACACUCACGAGCCAACGUACGAAGGUUAGAGUGGAGUUGGAGAUUGGUGAAAAGAAGAACUUCAAUGCUUUCAAAAAGAAGGAGGAACAAAUUCGGACUGCACGGUACGAUGAGGAGGACUCGAUGACGUUGCGAGGGGCUUCCCAAGGCUCUAGCGCUAUCUAUUGUGGCCGACCAACUGCCAAUGACACCUCCUGUUGGUUCUCACUAAGUGUUGACCCAUCCAACCCUGGUAUAUAUAGACUAGCCCCUGUUCGGAAGUGGCAUGAGUUCCGCCCGCUCACGGGUGUUGAGCUCCGUAUGGCUAGAACCGAGGCUCCAUCUGAUGUUGCUGCUGCUCCUAGUGCUACUGCUGAUGGUGGCGUUACAACGAAGUCGUCUAGAGUAAAAGAGGAGACGGAAACUGAGAUAGCCGAACAGGUUAUGAAGAAGCAACGCUUGGCCGAUAAGAAUGAUGAAAAGAGGUUCAUACGAAUGAGGGCGGCUAUCGAACUGAAGAAGGCUAAGGUAAAGGGUGGGGAGACAGAAGAGGGAUACGAUGCCGAGAAGGCGGCCCGAAAAGAGGCUAAGCGUCGGCUGAAGGCAUCGAAGGCAGCCAAGCACGAUCUAGAGACGAAAGAUGUACCUGGCUCCAGUCUGAGCGUGGGCAAGCUGUAUGCAGUGAAACAUGAUGAUGAGUGGGAGGGCAAUGAGGAUUUCAGUGAUGAUGAUGAACUCUUGGAUGAUCCCGAUGCUGGUAAUGAAGUCCAGAUAGAAACUACAGGGGCAGUUGAUAAGGAGAAGGAGAAGAUGAAAGAAGCUAGGACGGGGAGAGACUCUGAUAAUGAGUCCUCAAGCUCGAGCGAUAGUGAGGAUGAACAGGCGACCUCACUGGGCAAGGCUAUUACGAGUAUAAUGGAAAAGGAAAGGAAUAAGGAGGAGGUCCGGAAGGAGGGCCUGGCAGAUGUGGCAUUGGAUGAUGAGCUAUUACAAACUGGUGUUGAUCCUGAUGAGAUUGAUGAUGAUGCUGGUCAGAAUGAUGACAAGACUCGGAAAGAUACUUCAGCUUCAGCUACCACGACUGCUGUCAAGGCCAACAAGCCGUCCAAACAGGAUGAGAUGGUGGAAAAGCUUAAACAACUCUUUGCUCGAAAUGAGUACCGUCUUGGCCUGAGGGAAGUUCUUGCGACGUUCCCUGGCAUGAAGAAGAAUAGUGAGGAGUAUAAGUGGCUGACCAGAUCCUUAAAGGACAUGGCCGAAGUGCGUGAUCAUUUACUGUAUCUCAAGAAAGAAUAUCGUAAAUGA